AUUUUUUAGGCAAGAAACAUUGAUGAAAAUCAAUACAGCUUGAGAAUAUUGUUGUUGUUAUCACUAUUAAUAGUAUUACUGCUAUCAGUAUUAUUACUAUUUCUGCUUUCAAUUAAAUCAAGUGGACUAUCGGAACAUAAUAUUAGGAAAAUAAUUUUGACAAAUAUUCCCAGAAAAACAUCAAUCAAUUCCAAAGAAAAAAACUUGGUUUGGAAACUAAGGCAUUUUACAAGGAAUUUUAUAUACUAUACAUCAUUAACAAAUAUACAUAUAAAUUUGACAGAUCUUUAGAAAUGGUUGAUGAUUGGGUUAUUAAAACUAUGUAUGCGACAAAACGACGCAGAAAAAAUCCUAAAAGUAAUAAACCAACAUGUUCAGCUGUAAUUCAACCAGAUCAUAAUGUAAAAUCUAAUCCAAGUAAAAGGCAUCGUGAACGUCUAAAUUCAGAAUUGGAACAUUUAGCAAGUUUAUUACCAUUUGAACAAAAUGUUAUUGUGAAAUUGGAUAAAUUGUCUAUUCUACGAUUAGCUGUCUCAUAUCUUCGUAUUAAGUGUUACUUUCAUGCUUUAUCAUUUGAUCGAAUAAUAACAGAGAAUAGACUUGUUUCACAUUUGUAUCAUUGUCCAUUUGAUUUGAAUAGAAUUGAAGGAGAAGCUUGUUUACAAGCUUUAAAUGGAUUUAUAUUUAUUAUGUCCUGUGAUGGUGAAGUAUUUUCUGUAUCAAAAACUGUGGAGCAUUAUUUAGGUUUUCAUCAGGCUGAUAUUUUGCAUCAAAGUGUAUUGGAAUUGAUUCAUUCAGAAGAUAGAGAGGAAUUUCGUAGACAACUAUCGUGGAAAUCAAUGCUUCCACCUGAGUUUCAUUCAUCUACAUUACAUGAUCUGAUGACUCCUGAAACUGCUCAUUACUUAAAACGUCAAUUCACGGUACGAUUUCGAUGUCUUUUAGAUAAUACAUCUGGAUUUAUUACACUCGAACUUAGCGGUCGAUUGCAAUUCCUACAUGGACAAGCCAGAAGUAUGCAGUUAUCUGUUAAUUCUGAACAAGCAAACUCAUGUACCAGCCAAAAUAUAUCUAAUAAAUAUAAUACAUCUUGUUCAUAUACUGUAUCAACUUCUAAUCAACACAAUUUACCGCCUCUUGGUUUUUUUGCGGUCUGUAGUCCAUUAGGACCAUUACCAAGUUUAAAUGGUCCACAACGUGAUGCAACUUUUAAAACAAAGCAUCAAUUAGAUUUGACUGUUAUAACAAUAGAUGCUCGCGCUCGACUUAUAUUCAAUUACUCUGACAGUGACUUACAAAAUUUCAAAGUCUAUGACUUGGUACACCCAGACGAUUUACGUUAUGUUGCUAAAGGACAUAAAGAACUUUUUAAAGUAGGUUCACUUGGCUUACUUGUACAUCGAUGGUUGAAUAAAAAUUCUCAGUGGAUUUGGCUACAGUCACGAAUAAAACUUAUUAUGAAAAACGGUAAACAAGAUCAUAUUAUUGUGAUACACCGACAAUUAUCAAAUGAAGAAGGGAUGGAAUUAUUGAUACGAAGAACAGAUGAAUACAAACUACCUUUUCCAUUACUUGAACCAGAAACUUUACUGAAUGGUGAAGAACUGACAACAUGCAAUAAUAACUUACAUAUGGAUAUCAAUUCAUCUUUCCCAAUUGGUCAAAUGAAAAAUUUUGAUCAUCAUCAUAUCCUUGGAAGUAAUGAUCAAAAAUUAUACGGAUUUAAUGUAAAAUCUGACGAUAAAAUUAAUUUAAGCUCAAAGCAUACACCAGAACAUUUCUCUAGCUUUGAUAUAUCCGGUAGAGUUCAUAGUAGACACUCUACUGAUACCAUCAACAAUUGUAUACAAAUGGAAAGAGGAAUUAUUAGAUCAACAACGAAUAACUAUGAUGAUGAUUUUCAUAUAUCUGGACUUGACACUAAUUUACUUGAACAUUGUCUUAAUAAAUCCGCUAAACAAUCUAAGGUUACUUCAGCUACUGUUCUACGUAGAAAAAGGACAAUGAAAGAAAUAGCUAAAUCUGAAGUUAAUAAAUGUAAACUUAAUCAUCGUGGUUCGUGUACUACUGCAUGCACAUAUGUGUCAAAUGCCCAAACUCCUGGUCAAAUAAAUUAUGGUACGAACAUCUGUCAAUCUACCUAUCUCCCACUAGGAUUUAAUCAAACAUUAUCAAGAGAUAGUGAGGCGUUUUAUCGAAAUCCUUAUUUAUGUUGGCCAAGAAACACCAACAUGGCAACAUCAGAAAAUAUCAAUUCAAAUGGAUCAGACAACUCAGAACACAUUCCUCAAUUAAAUUCAAGUAAAGUUGGUUUAUUCAUGAUAAAUUCACAUUAUUCGAGUCAAGAUUUAAAUGAAUUUAAUAUGCAAGAUUAUUGUACAGCAAGAAAUUAUCCAACAGCAUAUGAUGCUUACUCAGCAGCUGUUGCUGCCGCCGCUGUUGUAGCAGCUGCAACAAACAGUUGUAAUCAGAAACAUCAAAGUCAAAAUCAUCAUAAUGUAUCGCUUCCUCAACAAUAUCAAUCACAACAAACUUUAGAUCAAGAAAUAAGACAUUAUCGACAACAUGGAUUGAAUUCAUCACAUUUUUUAACAAACACUAAUGAAUCAAACACUCUUCGUUUUCAACAGACGAUAAAUGAUCCUAGAAUAUUUGAUUUGCAAAGAAGACAACAACAUUCACAGAUAGAAUAUAAUUCAUCAUUAAUUAAACAACAAGCCAUAGUAUCUUCUAGCAUUCAAUCUCCGUUAAAUAACUGUACUAGUUAUAUUUUAUCAAAUCAUUACUUUCCACAAGAACAGCCAAUCAAUAUACAAAGUUUAAGUAAGGCUUGCAUACAAUCUAAUGAUUCAUAUACAAAAGAAUUUCUGAAGCCUAGACAUUCAGAUUCAUUGAACAGUCUUCAUCAAUCACAAAUUGAAAUCGAGGUAGAAAAUAAUAAUUCCAACAUUAGUGAUAAUAACAACUGUUGUAAUAAGUUAGGACAAUCAGUUUCAUCUUACACAUCUAUGAAUGUAAACCACUUAUUCUCAGAAGACGAUUACAGAAAUGAGUCAACAUAUGAGCAAAAAGAUACUUCAGCCAAUAUGUACUUGCAACAUAAUGUUGAACAAGGAAUAAUAUAUGCUAAUCCAAUUAUCGACAAAGAGUCUUCAUCAACAUAUUCAUCUUAUUCAUCUCCACCUAAUUUAAUAAGCCCACAUAACACUGAAAUUGGCCUAGAACCAGAUUCUGGAAUCAGUCAGCAUCAACAGAGACAAAUACAAAGUUCAACAAUGGUAAGAAUUAAUAGUCAGUUCGUUGAUCCGAAUAACAAUUCAUCGAAUUCUUCAAAAUGUUCUCAGUUUUAUGAUUCUAACUGCUCUACAAGUAACUGGACUAUAAAUCCUAGUCACACCAAUUAUAAUCAAGUAACAGAAUAUCAUUCUAAUGAAUGCUUGUCAGAUGUAGACUGUGGAAAUUAUUAUUGUAACCCCAGAGUUUUAUCGCUCGCAAUGUCCAUGGAUUCAUCAAAUUCUAGUGAAUCUCCUACAUCACAUGAUACAUGUGUUGGUCAACAAGAUAAUAAGUUGCCUAAGACAGGAGCCGAAAAUGAUAUUUUUCCUCACAAAACUAACAAAUCUGGAUCAAGGUCUUGCAGAAUGAAAACAAAUGACAGUUCCAAGGUUGAAAUGCCUUUAUUUUCUGAAAUAGAUUUUGGUGAUCAAAAGCAGGAUUUAUCAAAUUCUCAUAUACUUGGAGUUAAACGCUCUAAAUAUGACUCCACGACGAGAUGGGAUGACCAUCACUAUGAUGAUUCAAAGUCAACUGCCAUCCCUGUACCUGUUGUAUGUAGCGGUUCUUUGAACAUUGUUUCUGAAGAAUCAUCACAGACAAAUUCAGUAAAUACAUCUGGAAUACACGCAACAUUAUCAGAUUAUAGAGAAAGAUUAUUGAGUGCAAUUUAAUUUCUCCAAUCAAAUGUAUUAUCUGUUUAUAACAAGAAUGAUAACAUGUAUCAUAGAAACAAAAACAAACAAAACAAAACAAAACAUGAAUGAACAUAUACCAAGAUAGUACAACAGGACAACACAAUUUAUUGAGACCUGUUUUCUGAUAUACCAAGAUUAUUUACUUUUUUUGUAAAAUAGAAUAUUCUGACAAUAGUUCAAUAAUAAAUUUCUCCAUAACAUUUAAUUUAAUAAUUUAAUAAUUUUUGAUUUCAUCAUAUUUCUUUAUGUCAAUAUCUCAUUUACAUUAUUUUACUUUAUUUACUUAGUAACUAUUUAUUUGUUUUGUUUAAAUCAUAAAAAAAUCAGUCAAAAUAGAUGAUAGAUUAAAAUUUUCUUGAGCAUAAUUUGAUAAUGAUCAAAAACUUUUCUUUUUUUUCUAUUUGCUUAUUAUCACAUUAAUCAAUGAAGAUAGAUCAUUUGUUUAUUGUAUAUAAAUAUUGGAAAUAAUUAUCCAAUCAAUUAUAAUGAAUACAAUAUUAUUGAUUCUUGUAAAUUAAUCAAAUCAACCUUUUUAAAAAAAUUAUUUCCUUUGAUUCUGUUUAACAUUUUAAAGGACUGACUUCAUCCUUUUUUUGUUGUAGUCGUUGUUGUUUAUAUUCAUUAAUAGCUAUUAAAUGUUAUUAUAUCCUGUUAUGUACUGAAUAUUAAACAAUGAUAAUUUUUCAGUACU
This is a messenger RNA of Schistosoma rodhaini, 4662 nucleotides long. NCBI's taxonomy places the organism in Eukaryota, Metazoa, Platyhelminthes, Trematoda, Strigeidida, Schistosomatidae. The record is from the annotation of a GenBank genome assembly.